Messenger RNA from Frieseomelitta varia, 2301 nucleotides. RefSeq names its product protein-cysteine N-palmitoyltransferase Rasp (gene rasp). Gene Ontology annotation, molecular function: palmitoyltransferase activity. The record is from RefSeq and is a predicted model, not a curated record. The transcript is spliced from 7 exons. Lineage: Eukaryota; Metazoa; Arthropoda; Insecta; Hymenoptera; Apidae. Gene Ontology annotation, cellular component: endoplasmic reticulum. Gene Ontology annotation, biological process: protein palmitoylation. Bases 678 to 2210 code for a protein of 510 amino acids.
GUAGGAAAUAAAAAUACCUUUUGCUACUUUUAUUACCUAUAAAUAAUAUUAUUUAUUUUCGUUGUAUCUAAUACGUUAGAUGGCAUUUACAUUUGCUACAAACAAAAUUGUGACAAUUGCUACAUUUAGCGCUAUAUUUGUUGUCAUUGCCUAUGCAAAUAAAACAUCUCGAUCGUUUUAAGUUUGGAAGUUUUAAGUUUUAAAAAGUGGAAAGCACUAAAAGACUAAAAAAUACAAAAAAUGAAAAAUAUUACAAAGAUAAAGAAUAUUACUAAUAAAAAAUACUGAAAACAAUGUACUGAAAUACACUUUCAACCGCUUUGACUGCUUCUUCAGAAUUGAAACGUACGUCCAUUUGUCACCGAUUUGACUUCUUAUUGGAAACGUAAUAUUAUCCCAUUUUUUAUCGUCAAAUCGUAGCCAUAAUCGUACAGGUUAACUUUGUAUGAUUCACAUACAAAGUAGGACUUUAAACGGGUUACCGUAGACCCAGCCACCGUUAUGCGAAGAUUAAAUAAUUGUUCUAGAUGCUUCGCAAAUAAAUAAUACUUUGAUAAUGAUUUAAAGUUAAAUAAUAAAAUGCAUGAAACAUUACCAUUAUUUAUUAUCAGCAAUGAUUAAAGAAUAAAAAUAGUAAUUGUAACAAAAACGAAGCGAUAAAUUUAUUAUGAUUGAAAAUGACAUCGGUAACAAACAACAAUAUUAUUAAAUUAUAUAAAUAUGAAAGUUUAUUAUAUUUUCUUUUAUGGACUGGUGCAGUAUUAUAUUCCAUUUACAAAGUAUUUCUAAUUAACACUUAUUUUAUUAAUUAUGAUGAUAUAUAUGGUGACUUUGCACCAGGAUGGACAUGGAUUGGAAGGAAACAAGAUGUUUCUGACGAAGAAUGGAGAAUAUGGAUACCAUUAAUAAUAAAAUUAAUACCUUGGUUAUUUCUUCAUCACAUUAUUAAUCAUUUCAUCAAAAUUUCAUCAAAUUGUAUGCUAUUAUGUUGUUCGUACAUUUUUAUAUCUUUAUUAUUUUUAUAUUAUUCUAUUGGAAUAUUGGGCACGUUGUGUGCAUUAAUUCAUCCAAGUAUACUCUAUAUUUUAACACAUAAACGUAGCAGAUCUAUCAUAUGGAUGAUAAACGUAGUAUUUUUAUUUAUAAUACACUUUCUUAAAAUUCCAAAUGGUAUCUUCCAAAAUACAUUUAAAUUAAAUGAUGAAGAACACUAUAUUUUAACUCAUAUAAUAUGUUGGGUUCAACUGAGAAGUAUUAGUUAUAGUGUAGAUAACAUAAAAUCACAUUUAGAAAAUAAUUGUGAUAAUAUGUCUUUUUUUGUACAGAAUUUUUUAUAUAAACUGGCAUAUUGUUUAUACUUACCUACAUUGUCUUUAGGACCAUUGAUUUUGUACUAUGAAUUUAUUGAUUCUGUAAAAAAAACAUCUCAAUCUUUGGAAAUUGCAGAUCUUAGAAAUUUUCUUUUUAAUGUAAUUAGAUAUAUUUUUUGGAUAUUUUUUGCUAAUAUUUUUUUACAUUUUCUUUAUUUCAAUGCAAUACAAUAUCAUCCAGAGUUUGUUAAAAGUUUAGAUCCAUGGACUUUGUAUGGAUUAGGAUAUUGCAUGGGUCAAUUUUUCUUAAUUAAAUAUGUUGUAGUAUAUGGAUUGACUCAUACUUUAUGUGCAAUAGAUAAUAUAAAAGCCCCUCCUCAACCUAAAUGUGUAGCAAGAAUUCAUUUGUAUUCUGACAUGUGGAAAUAUUUUGAUCAAGGUUUAUAUAAAUUUCUUAUAAGAUACAUUUAUGUUCCUUUGUUGAAAUCAAAUUUCAACAAAUUAUUCGCCUCGUUUUUAUGUUUUACAUUCGUUUUUCUGUGGCAUGGAAUGCAAACAAAUAUUUUUAUUUGGACAGUUCUGAAUUUUAUAGGCUUAAAUGUUGAAAAUUUAAUCAAAUCAACUGGAAAAAGUAAAUAUUAUUUAAGUAUACGGAAAAAAUAUUUGUCAGAAACAAAUGCGAGACGAUUUCAUUGCAUCUUAACAAGUCCUUUGUUAGCCAUGUCAGUUAUAUCAAAUUUUUAUUUUUUUGUUGGAGAAGAAAUUGGAAAUAUUUACAUCUAUAGAAUAUUACAUGAUACAGGGUACAGUACAUUUACAUUACUCUUCUUCCUUUAUUGCUGUUGUCAAGUUUCUACAGAUAUAAAAAAUUGGGAAUUACAAAAAUAUUCAAAACUAUAAAACAUUGAUUUCACAUCAUAGUAAAAACUAUUUCAAGAAUAUAUAUAUUGUUUAUAAUUAUAUUACCAAAUAUUUUAUUGUUUAAGUACAA